CCCGGGGGCGGGGCGGAGCCUUCCGAAACGUCCUGCCUGUGUCCUACAGGGUACAGUUCAUUUUAGGAGAGAUUCCUGGGUUCCCUUUUAAAGUAGGACUUCUGCCCCGUACAUGAGGUACGACUCUGCCCUCCGUCCCCUCUGUGGUCCCCUCAGUGUAAGCCGGCAGAUGGUCUAGUCCAGGGCCGCCCGUGGACCGCAGCGAGACCCGAGAACGAAAGGCAGGCCGCGCACGCAUGCGCAGAGGCUCAGCAUGGGGGCGGGAGCCGCUAAGCCCCUUCCCCGCCGCUGUGAAGAUCAUUGCUAGGAGGAACUCUGGGUACAAUUAUGAACACAGUGUGUGUAAUAAUGGCUCACAUCUUAAGAUCUCAUCUGAUAAAUGCUUCAAUGGUACCGAAUCGAAUGAAAAUGCCUCCAUAUCUUGGUGUCAUUAGAAACAGAAUGAUGUCAACUCAGAAAUCCAAAAAGAAGAUGAGAGACUAUUACAGGCUGCUGAAUCUGGAUGAAGGAUGCUCUGCAGAUGAUGUCAGGGAAGCUUUUCAUAAGCUUGCCAAGCAAUACCACCCAGACGGUGGUUCUAGUACAGCGGAUUCAGCAACAUUUAUACAGAUCGAAGAAGCUUAUAGGAAGGUGCUUUCUCAUGUGGUAGCACAAGCAAAUGCCGGACAGAAUAAAGUUGAAGAAGCAGAGGAAGAGGAAGAAAAGUUCAAAUAUAAAACACCCCAACACCGACAUUAUUUAAGUUUUGAAGGUAUUGGUUUCGGAAGUCCCAGUCAACGAGAGAAGCAAUAUAGGCAAUUUAGAGCAGACCGUGCAACUGAACAAGUGAUGGAAUAUCAGAAGCAGAAACUACAAAGCCAGUAUUUCAUUGAUAGCGUAAUUGUUAAAGAUGUAAGACAGAGUAAAGAACAAAAGAUAACUCAGGCUAUUGAGCGUUUAGUAGAGGAUCUCAUUCAGGAAUCAAUGGCCAAAGGAGACUUUGACAAUCUCAGUGGGAAGGGAAAACCUCUAAAAAAAUUUUCUGGCUGUUCAUAUAUUGAUCCCAUGACUCACAACCUGAACAGAAUAUUGAUAGAUAAUGGAUACCAACCAGAAUGGAUCCUCAUGCAAAAGGAAAUAAAGGAUACUAUCGAUCAACUCAGAGAGGCAAUUUUAGUGUCAAGGAAAAAACUUGGGAAUCCAAUGACACCAACUGAACAGAAACAGUGGAACCGAGUUUGUGAGCAGUUUCACGAAAACAUCAGGAAACUGAACAAGCGAAUUAAUGAUUUUAAUUUAAUUGUUCCCCUCCUGAGCAGGCAAAAAGUCCAUUUUGAUGCACAGAAAGAAAUUGCCAGAGCCCAGGAAAUAUAUGAAGCCCUUAUAAAAACAAAAGAAGUCACAGAUAAAAACCCAAACAACACUGAUCAGGGAGAAGGGGAGAAAAUACCUGGCGUCAAGACAGGCUUUUUUAACUGGAUGAAUGUGUGGAAAUUUAUUAAAAUCUGACCAUUUAAAUAUC
Messenger RNA from Prionailurus viverrinus (fishing cat), 1501 nucleotides. RefSeq names its product DnaJ heat shock protein family (Hsp40) member C28 (gene DNAJC28). The record is from RefSeq and is a predicted model, not a curated record. The transcript has 2 exons. Lineage: Eukaryota; Metazoa; Chordata; Mammalia; Carnivora; Felidae. Bases 328 to 1488 code for a protein of 386 amino acids.